This is a messenger RNA of Pediculus humanus corporis (human body louse), 1362 nucleotides long. Its product is annotated as pygopus, putative. The record is from RefSeq and is a predicted model, not a curated record. Lineage: Eukaryota; Metazoa; Arthropoda; Insecta; Psocodea; Pediculidae. The transcript is spliced from 4 exons. Bases 1 to 1362 code for a protein of 453 amino acids.
AUGUCUAGGGGGCAAAGCAACAUGUAUUUUCCAUGUGGGGGUCCAGGAACUGAGUCUCCACACAUGCAAAGAGGUCCCUGCUAUCCUCUUUCAGAUGUCAAAAUGGCAGGUGUACCACCAGGAGGAAUGUCAUGUGGCAUUAUCGGUGAAUUUAAAUCACCUAUUAUUGACCCCCCAAAUAUUCCUUUGACUAAUCCUAAAAAGAAAAGAAAAACAAGUGCAGCAGUGACACCACAGCAAAGUCCAGUCCUUCAAGACCUUAUGCCACAGCAGCCGAGUACCUUAGGAGAUACUAUUGUGGCCUCCAAUCCAUUUGAUGAUACUCCACCUCAGUCAGCUCCCUCUAUUAUGGGACAUCAUAUGCAUAUGGGAAUGCAUAUGAAUAGUCCAAUGCAUAGUCCGCAUAAUAUUGGACACAUAGGACCUCCGUUGUCUAGUCCAAUGAAUAAUAUGGGAAUGACUUUGGUUGGAAAUCCUAUGAGUAGUCCAUUGGGAAUGAAUUCUCCGUUGGGUUCUCCGCACAUGAUGGGAAUGAUGAACGGAGGGCCAAUAAAUUCUAUGGGAAGCCCGAUGACAUCUGGGCCUGCCAUAAUAGGACCCAGUAGCUCUAUGGGAAGUCCAAUGACUCAAACUCAACACAUGGGUCCUAACGGAGCAAUGGGUAGUCCAAUGUCAAAUAAUUCAAUGAACAUGAUUAAUAAUAAUAUGGUUGGCAACCCGAUGACAUCACCUCUCGCUGGGCCGCCCAUAGGGUCACCAAUGAUGGGGUCUCCGCACAUGAAUAUUCAUAACGGUCCAAUGGGAUCACCAAUGACACAAACUUCUACUGUAAUGAACUGUGGCCCUAGCCCGAACUCUUGCGGACCUAGUCCGAACAGUUGUAGUGCGUCAACGACUGCGGCGAAUAGUUUGCCACCUUGCGGUCAAUUAAAUUGUACAUCAAACAGUGGUAGUGGUGGUAAUUCAAAUAAUAAUAACAAUAAUAAUAAUAUGACAAAUUGUGGUGGUAACUCUAUGUCGUGUAGUGCGAAUGUGCAGUGUGGCCCAUCUUGCGGACCGAGACUAUCUGGUGGAUGUUUAGGACCUAGAAUGAUGCCACCUCCCGGAAUGAGUCACGUACCACCACACAUGAUGGGACCCCAUAGUUUCGGCGGUCCAAAGCCACUACCCGUAUCGGCGGGAAAAAUUUAUCCUCCCGAUCAACCCAUGGUAUUUAAUCCUCAAAAUCCGAACGCUCCACCAAUUUACCCAUGUGGAAUAUGUCAUAAAGAAGUUCAUGAUAACGACCAAGCAAUUCUUUGCGAGAGCGGAUCCUGCUUAUCAAUUACUUACUGCAGAAGUAUAUGCCGAGUGGGUUUGUGA